Molecule: messenger RNA, 474 nt
Organism: Lotus japonicus
Lineage: Eukaryota; Viridiplantae; Streptophyta; Magnoliopsida; Fabales; Fabaceae
Exons: 2
Coding region: 1-474 (157 amino acids)
Molecular function (GO): zinc ion binding
Source: RefSeq, a predicted model, not a curated record
AUGGCAAGGACGACGUCUUGCAGUUCUUCGUCUCCGUCACUUGGUCGAUCCACUGCUACUGCCGUCCUGCGUCGAGGCUUCUGUGAAUGUGGAGAAAGGAUCUUGUACCUGACCUCCCACAGUGAUGCCAAUCCUGGAAGGAAGUUCUGGAGGUGCAAAAAUUGGAAGUCACCAACAGAGUGUGGCUUCUUCUUGUGGGACGAUGAAACUGUGUUUGACGCAGCACAUAGAAGAACUGCAAUUAAACUCACCAAAACACUACAUGAGCUGGGUGAGAUGAAGAAGAAAGUGGAUGAUAGCAAGAAGGACUUGGACGAGAUGAAGAUUAAAGCAGAAGAAUUGAAGAUGAAGAAUGAUAAGGUUCAUAGGAAGCUUGAGAAAGAAAUUUGGAAGAAGAAUAUGGCCAUUGUGUGUCUUGUUGUGUCUUGGUUUUGGUUUGUGGUUAUGUCAAGAAAAGUAAAUGUUUCUGUGUAA